Messenger RNA from Brachypodium distachyon (stiff brome), 1134 nucleotides. RefSeq names its product pre-mRNA cleavage factor Im 25 kDa subunit 1. NCBI's taxonomy places the organism in Eukaryota, Viridiplantae, Streptophyta, Magnoliopsida, Poales, Poaceae. Gene Ontology annotation, cellular component: mRNA cleavage factor complex. The record is from RefSeq and is a predicted model, not a curated record. The transcript has 6 exons. Gene Ontology annotation, molecular function: mRNA binding. Bases 239 to 919 code for a protein of 226 amino acids.
AGCGCCGCGGUCUGGCGGAGACGGCCGGUGAAACCCCUUCUCGCCACGUAGCGGUAGCGCUCGCGACCCUUCUCUCUCUCCCCCCUGACCCGCGACCGACCAGAGUCCAGAGCAGAGAACACCAAACCCAAAUCGAUCAGCCAAGGACGCAGCAGAGCAGCUUGUAGUACUUGCAGCCGGGCCGCGCUCGCAUAAUCGCAUUGCGUACUUGCGUGGCCGGAUCCGUCGGUCGGCGGAGAUGGGGCUGGAGAUGGAGACGCUUUUGCAGGUGGGAGCAGAGCGGGAAACCGCGGCGGCGGCGGCGGAGAGAGCGCGGGAGCAGCAGGCGGUGGAGAUAUACCCGCUGAGCCGCUACUACUUCGGCGCCAGGGACCCGGCCAGCCCCGCCCGCGCCGAGACCGCCGCCGACCGCGCGCUCCGCCUCAAGGCCAACUUCGCGGCUCACGGGCUCCGGACCUGCGUCCAUGGCGUGCUCCUGGUGGAGCUGCUGGGCCGCCCGCACCUGCUGCUGCUGCAAGCCAGGAACUCCUCCUUCCUGCUCCCCGGAGGCCGCCUCAGGCCUGGAGAGCAAGAUGUUCAAGGGCUGAGACGCAAGCUUUCGAGCAAGCUAUCGGCUGACGGCCACCAACAAGAGGACUACGGAUGGCAGAUUGGAGAGUGCAUUGGGAUGUGCUGGAGAUCCGACUUCGAGUCCGGACCAUUUCCGUAUCUGCCUCCGAACACUCGUGCGCCUAAGGAAUGCACAAAGAUGUUCUUGAUUCGGCUGCCAAUGUCUCGCCGGUUCAUCGUUCCAAGGAACCUGAAGCUGCUAGCCGUGCCUCUGUCCCAGAUUCAUGACAAUGCCCAGGUGUAUGGUCCAAUCAUAUCUGGAAUUCCGAAUCUGCUAUCCAAGUUCUCCUUAAACGUUGUGCGUGACUGAGAGAUGCUUCCUAUGCAUGGUGGUCAUAGGACAGUACACAGACAAUACCAGAUAAAACUAUUUGUACUUGCCAGCAGCUUGGUAUCUUCUGUUUUCAGUUCUUUUUCUGGCGGUGUACUUGUGUAUUAUUGUUGUACAUUUUUGGCAUGUAAAGUUGUGAAGUUUUUGUACAUAAAAACAUGAUUUUGGCAUGUAAUUAAUAUCGGUUUGAAACU